CAGACCAUAUCAAAUUUUAUCAGUGGACCGUCUGACUCUAACUCUCUAUAAAUUUGACAAUAAUAGAUACAUAAAUAACUUAUUUAAAAAUAAAAUCUUGAUUUUUAGAAAUCUCAAAGCCUUGCACUCCCCCAUAAGAACGGACUGUAACAGUGAAGUAAAGCUAUAAGAGGGGAGAGGAAUAUCAUCUACAUCUAUACGGACCAUUGCAUUGUAUUUUGCAAGCAUUCAGCUCAACAAGUGCAAGAAGUUGCUGGGGAGAAGGAGAAAGAUGGCAAGAGUUGGUGAAAUUCUAGAGACCAUGUUUGGCUCACUUAUGAUUAUACUGCUGAUUGUCAUGGCCAUGGGAGCAAUCAAAGUUAAAGCGCAGCUUCUUCCUCAAAAUGAAGUCGAAGCUCUACAAGAAGUAGCAACCCAAUUAGGCAAGCAAGACUGGAACUUCAAAGUAGAUCCUUGCAGUAAUGACACAAGUUGGGUCACACCAAUAUCAAAGGACAGGCCAUUGUACAACAACAGUGUAAUCUGCAACUGCUCCGAUCCGCAGGGCGAAUGCCACGUUGUCAGCAUAUUUCUCAAAGGGCAAGAUCUUGCUGGUGUGCUGCCUCGUGCUAUUGUGAAACUACCUUACCUCAAGAACCUUGAUCUUACUCGGAACUACCUUAGUGGUAAUAUAACAAGUGAAUGGGCUUCUACAAAGUUGGAAUUACUGUCCCUUUCUGUGAACCGCCUAACAGGAUCAAUCCCAAGCUAUUUGGGAAAUAUUACCACGCUUAAAGCCUUGAGCAUCGAGAACAAUCUGUUUUCAGGAACUGUUCCCCUUCAACUAGGAAACUUGUUUAAUUUGGAGAUUCUCAUUCUCAGUGCAAACAAUCUGACUGGAACAUUACCACCGGCUCUCACUAAUUUGACCAAACUAACAGAGCUUAGGAUUAGCAGUAACAACUUCAUUGGAAAAAUACCCAGUUUUAUUCAAAGCUGGAAACAUCUUCAGAAAUUAGAGAUCCAAGCUAGUGGUCUUGAAGGGCCAAUCCCUUCUAGCAUUUCUGCUUUGAAUAAUUUAACUGAACUAAGGAUUAGUGACUUACAUGGAGGAGGCUCAGGGUUUCCACACUUGGAAAAUAUGACAAAUAUUGAGCUUUUGAUGUUGAGGAGUUGUAAUAUAUCUGGACCUAUCCCACUUCAUGUAGCAGCAAUGACGAAGCUGAAAAUUUUAGAUCUCAGUUUCAACAGGUUGGUAGGAAAUCUUUCAACAAAUCUUGAAGGUCUGACAAGCAUGGAAAAUGUGUAUCUGACAAGCAACUUGCUCUCUGGACCCAUCCCAGACUGGAUCAAGAAUGGAGAUACUCGUGCUGAAAUAGACCUUUCUCGCAAUAAUUUUACUGAAAGCACGUUGCCAACUACUUGUCGAGAUAGACUAAAUUUGUUUAAAAGCUCUUCAGGAGCAAACAACUCAAAGGUUGCCGACGAGUGCCUGAAAAGCUAUGCUUGUUCAAAAGAUAGAUAUUCAUUGCAUAUAAAUUGCGGUGGAGGUGCAACUACUGUUGGAAGUAUCACUUAUGAAGCAGAUGAAGAGUCAGGAGCUGCAGCAAAAUAUGUUCCCAUUAAGGAGGGUUGGGAAAUUAGUAAUACUGGACAUUUCUGGGAUAAAAGUAGAUCCUCAAGUGACUACAUAGCACAAAACUUGUCUAUUCUCAAUAUGAAGAAUUCUGAAUUGUACACGAGAGCACGUCUUUCUCCUCUCUCCCUUACAUACUAUGUACGUUGUUUGGGUAAUGGGAAUUACAAUGUGAAGCUUCACUUUGCAGAGAUAGUAAUGAGGGAUAAUAGAUCCUUCUAUGGUCUUGGGAGUCGCAUAUUUGAUGUUUAUGUGCAGGGGGAACGUGUGUUGAAGGAUUUUAAUAUUGUAAAGGAAGCACAAGGGGUGGAUAAGGUGAUCAUUCGGGAUUUUAAGGCAGUCGUUAAAGAUGGAAGUUUAGAGAUUCACUUUCAUUGGGCUGGGAAAGGGACAACAGCUGUCCCAAAGAGAGGAACAUAUGGUCCUCUUAUAUCUGCAAUUGAUGUGGAAUCUGACUUCAAGCCACCCAGUUCCAGCGGAAGCAAAAGGAAGAAAUUCAUUGUGGCUGGAGCUGUUGUUUUGCCAUUGUUCCUCAUUCUCAUUAUCGUGAGCGCUCUUUGGUGGAAAGGUUGUCUGGGAGGCAGGGCAACAAAAGAACAAGAACUACUAGGUUUAGAUCUGCAAACUGGCAUUUUCACCUUCAGACAAAUUAAAGCUGCUACCAACAACUUUGAUCCAGCUAACAAGAUUGGAGAAGGUGGUUUUGGAUCGGUUUACAAGGGAACAUUAUCAGAUGGUACCAUAAUUGCUGUUAAGCAACUUUCUUCCAAAUCAAAGCAGGGAAAUAGAGAAUUUUUGAAUGAAAUAGGCAUGAUUUCUGCUUUACAACAUCCAAAUCUUGUUAGAUUGUAUGGAUGCUGUGUUGAAGGGAAUCAAUUAUUGUUGGUGUAUGAGUUCAUGGAAAACAACAGCCUGGCACAUGCAUUGUUUGGCACAGAGGAAAGCAAGUUGAAAUUGGAUUGGCCUACAAGGCAAAGGAUUUGUGUUGGCAUAGCAAAAGGCCUAGCCUUCCUGCAUGAAGAAUCUGCAUUGAAAAUUGUUCAUAGAGACAUCAAAGCUACUAACAUACUCCUUGACGGGGACCUAAACCCUAAGAUUUCUGAUUUUGGUUUGGCCAAGCUUGAUGAAGAGGAGAACACACACAUCAGCACCAGGGUUGCUGGAACUAUAGGAUACAUGGCACCAGAAUACGCGUUAUAUGGCUACUUAACCUAUAAGGCAGAUGUUUACAGUUUUGGGGUUGUUGCAUUGGAAAUUGUUGUUGGGAAAAGCAACAUGAAAUACAGACCAGAUGAAAAUUUUGUCUCUCUCCUGGAUUGGGCUCUCUUUUUGCAACAAAGGGGAAACCUAAUGGAGCUGGUUGAUCCCAGAUUGGGGUCCAAGUUCAAGAAGGAAGAAAUAGUCAGAAUGGCAAAAGUAGCAUUGCUAUGCGCUAAUUCUUCACCUGCACUCAGGCCUACAAUGUCUGAAGUAGUAAGUAUGCUUGAAGGCCGAACUGCUGUUCAUGAAGUGGUCGUGGGCCCUAGUAUGUAUGGUGAUGGAUUGGGUUUUGAAGGUUCAAGGAACAAGUUUGAUCAAAUUUCACAUGAUAGUUCGAGCAAAACUCAGUCCUCUCAUGGAUCAGAUGCAUCAUUAAUUGCCUCAUCAUCUAUAUGUGCUCAGGAGCUUAACACAUUUAAUCCUGAUUCUCAAUAGUGUAAAAAUUCAUGCUGCUAUCAACUUUCAUGGCGUACAAAUUUCUGGCUUGAGAUGCUUUCCCUUAUCCAAUUUGCUGAACUUAAGCAAUUAUAAUAACUUGUGCAGUGUAAAUAAAGAGGAAAGGUGCUGUUUGGUUUCAAUGGAAAAUUGCUGUGCUAUGAAGCUGCAAUAAUAAUUAAUGUUACUGGAA
Messenger RNA from Hevea brasiliensis (rubber tree), 3503 nucleotides. Its product is annotated as probable leucine-rich repeat receptor-like serine/threonine-protein kinase At3g14840. Gene Ontology annotation, biological process: protein phosphorylation. The transcript is spliced from 24 exons. The coding region runs from base 272 to 3310 and encodes 1012 amino acids. Gene Ontology annotation, molecular function: protein binding; ATP binding; protein kinase activity. NCBI's taxonomy places the organism in Eukaryota, Viridiplantae, Streptophyta, Magnoliopsida, Malpighiales, Euphorbiaceae. The record is from RefSeq and is a predicted model, not a curated record.